CAAAUGUUAGAGGUUUCAGCUUUGAUGUUCUUUUACACCCACUGCCAAUUAAAGCCAAAGUCAUGUGCAUUAUUUUUGCCUUUAGCAGGGGAGGGGAAAACAUUUCAUGGAGUUUCAACUUGGAAAAUGUGUAGUACUUUCCAGAAAAUUCAUGGAAGCUUUGAAUACUUAAUUGAGCUGCUGAAAAUAGUGAUAGGAGCUUCUUGGAAGCGAAGAUGAGGAGCCAGGGGCCACAAGUGUUUAUAAAGAAAAGAAUUAGAGAACUUAAAAUUAGUAAAAAUGAACCCUAGGAGAAACACUAUGUCCAGUGCUCAUGCUCUUUUCUUUCACCUACAGGUUAACCCUCUUUAGUCCUGCACUCUCUGACCAGCAACAUCCAUAAUCCAGCAUGAUUUUAGUUAGCUGGAUGUCCACUUACCAUGGGUGUGACCAAGUUUCCCGCAGUCCCAUAAAGUUUGUUUACAGCCACCAGUCCUGGCUCUUAGUGUUCUAUGAUGUUAUUUAGCCCUCAUUUACCCCUACAUGUCUUCUAAAAGCCCAGUAAGCAGUAGAAGUGUUGAUAAUGUUGCUAGACAAUAUUGACCUCCUGUGGUUCCGCAAAUCCUCUGGUUUGGCAGCAGCAAGGUCCUCAGGAUGCCGGACUAGAGAGGCUUAACCCGUACUCAAGUGACACUGAAAUACAGCUGUACCUGCCUGGGAAGCUGGCAUCUCCAGUUAUUGCUAUGAAGUGUACCGGACAUGCUGAGAGUCAGGGACUUCCCUUCCUACUAGAGAAUGCUCUAACGAGAGAGGCCAGGAUUUGGAAGGUGCCAGUGUUUCAGAAUUUCACCCUGAAGGGCACAGAUAUCUCUCCCUCAAAUUAUGAGAAUGCAGUUCUCUGGAUUGCAGAAUUAAGCUCCCAGUUCCAAUUUUGCUCUGAAACGUUUGCCUUGGCUAUCAACAUUCUUAACCGGUUAUUGGCAUCAGUAAAGGCACAAGUAAAAUACCUUCGGUGCAUAGCAAUUACCUGCCUCGUCCUUGCAGCAAAAACCAACGAAGAAGAUGAGGUAAUGCCAUCAGUGAAGAAGCUUGCAGUGCAGAGUGGUUGUAAAUGCUCUCCAGCUGAGAUUUUGAGAAUGGAAAGAAUUAUACUAGAUAAACUUCACUGGGAUCUUUAUACAGCAACACCUAUGGAUUUCUUAAACAUUGUUAGCAGCAUCAAAUUCAUCCACUGUAAAGAGCUUGUGGAUCAGCAGCUAAUGCAUUUACAGCCAUCCAAUGCUGUUUAUAUCUUUAAUCCUGCCAACCAAGCCAUCCAAGCCCAUCCCAAGGAAAAGUUACCCAACUGUUACACUGAAGUGAAAAAUUCAAGUCGAAUACGUUCAAGAGUCACUGUGAGUCAGCCAGUUCCAGCAACUUUCCCACCUACUUCCAUCAAAAUUCAUGAAGACACCAUGGAGACAGAUGAGUUCUAUGAUGGAUUCAGGAACCUAUACAAUGAGGAUGGUGUUCCAGAUGGUGGAAGGAUCAGCAUCACUGGCUCAAUCAAUAAUCUGAGGCAAGAAGAAAGUAGUUUUCCUUGUCCUCCAUUACAGCCAGCUGAAAUUAACUAGAGGAGGCCAUAAUUGUUAGGAACUAACAAAUGCAAUUGCCAAUAGAUCAGAUGAGUGGAAUGCUAAAUACUGUCAAAUGAAAGCAUUCCUUGUUUUUGAUCGAGCAAGGCCAAAAUCAUUAAUUUGCCCUCUUUUAAUUGCAUCAUACAACAAUGGUUGCUACUUCCCCCACCAUUUUUGUAUGCUCUGAGCAUAAAACUAGGUAGAAACCUUAACGGCAAUGGAAGGCUGAAGUCAUAUAACUCAGGGAUCUAAAUUCAGCAGAUGGGGCCUAGAGGAUCUGAUGGAACCACAUUCCUUGAGCAGCUAUUAUUUAGGCUUUCUCCCAGCAUACCUGCAUUGUGACUACAGCCUUUCCACUCAGACUGGAACAUUGCUCUCCAUGACAGGCUAUUUCCAUAAUAUGAAUAGCUGUGGGUGAGUUGCCUUGUGUGGAAGGGAGCUCCCAUUGCAUGGACUAUUAGGGUCUACUGAAAUACUGGGACCAAACUUCUUAAUAGUGAAUAAAAAUGUGUUAUGAGCACAGCCUAAGCCUCACUUUAGGAACAUCCAGUUUUACUUGGGUCCUGCUCUCAAACUCAAAAGAUGCUCCCAGUACUCUGGCAUCUUUCAGAAUCAAGCCUUUAGGGACGGAGCCAGAUUCCAUUGCAACCAAUGGAAAGAAUCCCAUGGGCUUUGCAGCUGACUUCCCCAGAUUAUGUGGUGCAAGUGAAUUUUGUUCAUACUGUAGCAUGCAAACCAUCUCUCUUUUUUUCAAACUUUUCAGACAUACAUUUAAAAAAACAUUUGGUUCUUUGCCUUAACUAUCACUUGCCACUGUGAGGCCAUUAAACUGACUUCUUUUAUCUGAGAUUGGUUUAAUGCAGCUUGGCACAUUUUCUAAAGGACAAGUCCUCAUAGGGUAAUUGUUACUUUAUUUUAAAAUGGGGGCCAGCACUUAAGUGAUUUUUUUUGUAUACUAGUUUGAAAGUGUAAACAGAAGAAUACUGAAGGGAAAACAGAUUAGACCUUGAUCCUGCAAGCUGUGGCCUAGUAUGAAAGUUAGUUGCCUGCCUUCAUGAGUGCACGUAAGGCUAAGCAUGGCUCAUGAGAGUGAUGUCCCUGUCCCAUUCACUCUCAGUUGUGCCAAGGUAGAAAUGGGGUGGGCUAAGCAGAGACAUGGAUGUAAUUAUCACCCUGAAACGAAUAGAGAAUUUACCAGAACCUCACUCUAGCUUUGCAGCAGCACUCUUUUUAAUGCAGGAUGAGGUUUCCUGGCAUACCUUGUCCUGCUCAUCUCUUUUUGCUUGUCUUAUGUGAAGCAUCUCCCUCAGCUAUGUUGUGCAGUCUCAUAGCUCUUAAUAGCUGAAUUAACCGAUUUAGUUUUAGAAAUGUUCUGUUACACUGUCAACAUUUUAAGCACUGUGGCAAUGUCAUCUCUGUGAAUGUGUGCACGCGUGCAUAAGCCAGAUUUCUUUUAAACUUGCAAAAACAUGGUGCUAAAUGUACCAAAAAUUGAAUAGCAAGGAGAUGACAAUGUAAGUGAGAGGUGCAAGUAUGAGUGCAUUUGACAACCAUUGGAACAUAUGAAGGAGUUGUAUGGCAAGGCAAGGGCUACCACAAACUGAAUGCUGCAUUUGAUACUAGUUUAAACCACAGAUCUCCUUACAGAUUGAUCACGGUGGUUUGCCUGAUUGCAAUGAUGUAGUAAAUUUUGAAAUUGGGAUUAAAAACCAAUGCACUGUAUCAGAAUAGAAAACUAUUCAUAUGGCUUUCCAUGCAUCUUUAGGGCUAGUUGAUGGAGGGACUUAAUAAAUAAAUGUUAUUUAUUAAUCCUGCCUAAGUAACAUAAGGAAGGUUUUCAUUGCGUGGUAGGACCAAAAACAGAAAAAAAAAGCAGCAGCACCUUCCUAUUUCUAUCACAAACUGUGACUUGACUGCCUGAUUUUUAGAGGCAAGUUAUCUUUUGUAGUUUUCAUUAAAUAAAAUAUAAUCUAAA
Molecule: messenger RNA, 3570 nt
Organism: Pelodiscus sinensis (Chinese soft-shelled turtle)
Lineage: Eukaryota; Metazoa; Chordata; Testudines; Trionychidae
Source: RefSeq, a predicted model, not a curated record